AUGUCCAUUUCAGUCUGCUUGGAUUUGGUCAUGAGAAAUUUGAUGGCCUCUAGUCUCGGGAUCAGACGACAGGGACGCGCUCACUGUCAUCCGCUGCUGUCUCUUUGUCAUCCACCCUGGUUCAGCACUCUUCGGGAGGUGCACCGGCUGCAACUUCCACCGCCAAACCACGACAGAUUCUGUCCGAAAGGGUUGGACGGUCAUUGCAUGCCCGCAGAAGAUGUGACAGCGCUGGCUAUUGGUGGCUGCAGUGAAGGGAUGGUGGUGAUGUUGGAACGGACACGGAGCUUGGGUGUGUAA
This is a messenger RNA of Durusdinium trenchii, 300 nucleotides long. Lineage: Eukaryota; Dinophyceae; Suessiales; Symbiodiniaceae. The record is from the annotation of a GenBank genome assembly.